UAAAGUGCGUGCCUUCUGAUCCAGCGGCCCAAGCGUUCACACUUUCGAGUGGCAAUCGAUCCAUGCUCCAAGUUUCCAAGGAUAGCUACUACUUGUAUAUAUACUUAUGAUGAUGAAAUUAAUCCGCGAGUGCGAAUGGUGUCGUCUUGCGUCAUUAAAUCUUUCGUUACGUUGGAAAUUAUAUCCAAGGAAGGCGCACCAAGUUGAAGUAAAUUUCGCGAUAUGGAUUCACGUGAAUAAUUUCUAUUUUUUCGUCACGUAAUCUCAAUAUCUACUAAUUGUAAUAACCGACAUCCAUUGAUGACCGCCAAUUUGACGAUGCAAUCGCAACAUCACGAGCAACGACGCGAAAUUGCCGCCGAUAAUUGCUGCUACCAGCAAUGGUCGGCGCAUCAUUAUCAUCAUCAUCAUCAGCAGCAACAGCAUCAUCAGCAGCAGCAGCAACAGCAGCAGCAGCAGCAGCAGCAGCAUCUGCCCGCUAUACCGUCGCCCAUGCAACAAAUGGAAGCCUGUUUGCAAAGCGCCGGAAGAGUAAAGAGAUCACGCAGUCCCAGUCAUCCGAUGAAGGCUAUUUUGCCGAUUCAUUCGGCGAAUCCGAUUUCCCCGCGAUCUACCACGAUGGAAUCGCGCAACGAUAGUAACAAUAACAAUAGUCAUCACGGUGACCAUCAUCCGAGCGAGGACGGCGGGACUUCCGUCCUCGAGGAAUCGAGCGCGAAACGGCCGCUCCAUCCGGCGUUGCUCGGUGCUGGCGCCGCUCUCGAGGCGAAGCCGCUCUGGGAGGAAUUCCAUCAGCUGGGCACCGAGAUGAUCGUUACGAAAGCCGGACGAAGAAUGUUCCCCACGUUUCAGUGUCGACUGUUCGGCUUAGACCCCAACACCGAGUAUCUGAUGGUGAUGGAUUUCGUCCCGUGCGACGACAAGAGGUAUCGAUAUGCUUUCCACAGCAGUGCCUGGGUCGUAGCCGGUCGCGCUGAUCCCAUAUCACCCCCCAGGAUCCACGUGCAUCCCGAUAGUCCUGCGAGUGGCGCUCAUUGGAUGAAGCAGCCUAUUUCCUUCGACAAGUUGAAAUUGACUAACAAUCAGCUUGACGAUAACGGACACAUUAUCCUGAAUUCGAUGCACCGUUAUCAGCCGCGUUGUCACGUAGUGGUCGCUCCUUCGCCACCAGGCUCGGCGCCAGAUCCUCGUACGGAGAACUUCAAGACGUUUUCCUUUCCAGAGACUAGAUUCACCGCGGUCACCGCGUACCAGAACCAUCGGAUAACGCAGCUCAAGAUCGCCAGUAACCCGUUCGCCAAGGGUUUUCGGGAUUGCGAAUCGGACGAGUGCGACGGCGUGACGGCCGUCGGUGCGGCGGGGAUGCCGAAUCCCGCGAAAAGGCCAGCCACGGGAGCCGCGAGUACUGCGAGUGCCACCAUAAAUAACACCCUCCUCCCAUCCGGUUACAACGCCAUGCCGACCAUCCCGACCAUCCCGAUUCCGGCGCCGAUGCAGAUUCCGGUUCCGGGUGCAAUCCACACCUCCCAGGAACACCAUCAGUUCUACGGCGCCGCAACAGGUAGCCAUUGGACGCAUUCAUACCCGAGUCAUCAUGGACAGUCAUCGGCGCACGUCAACACGGUCCAUUAUCCGAUGCAUUCGCAGCAUCCGCAUUCGAGCGCGUCUCUCUACGGACCGCGAUAAUCUGCACAUCAAUCUACUUUCGCCCUCUGUACGAGUAUAUAUAAGUAGUUGCGAUUCCGAUUUUUAUGUCGAAUCACCGAAAACAAUUAAUUCGUGCACGCUUAAAAAACACGAAAAUCAUAUACGUAAUUGCGUAUCCCGAUACUUUUCGAACGUUUUACUGUUUAUACUAUAUACAUAUACCUACGUAUAUUUUGACGUAUUUUACAUCUCGGUCCGACGCUUUUUUCUCGACGAUUCCUUCUUGAAACGUCUUGACGUGACUUUAGACUUGCAGAUGUAUUCUUUUAUUUUAAAAAUACGCGCGCACAACACAACAACUUUUGUUGCGCGACCUCUCUUAUAAAAGACGAGACUUUUAAAAAAACGGUGGAUUUUCAAAAUAUUGCAUUG
Messenger RNA from Trachymyrmex cornetzi, 2079 nucleotides. RefSeq names its product T-box transcription factor TBX10. Gene Ontology annotation, cellular component: chromatin; nucleus. The coding region runs from base 301 to 1686 and encodes 461 amino acids. NCBI's taxonomy places the organism in Eukaryota, Metazoa, Arthropoda, Insecta, Hymenoptera, Formicidae. Gene Ontology annotation, molecular function: DNA-binding transcription factor activity, RNA polymerase II-specific; RNA polymerase II cis-regulatory region sequence-specific DNA binding. The transcript has 4 exons. Gene Ontology annotation, biological process: regulation of transcription by RNA polymerase II; positive regulation of DNA-templated transcription; cell fate specification. The record is from RefSeq and is a predicted model, not a curated record.